Pongo pygmaeus (Bornean orangutan) is the source of this 3284-nucleotide messenger RNA. RefSeq names its product amyloid-beta A4 precursor protein-binding family A member 2-like. NCBI's taxonomy places the organism in Eukaryota, Metazoa, Chordata, Mammalia, Primates, Hominidae. The coding region runs from base 2168 to 3241 and encodes 357 amino acids. The transcript is spliced from 4 exons. Gene Ontology annotation, molecular function: amyloid-beta binding. Gene Ontology annotation, biological process: chemical synaptic transmission. The record is from RefSeq and is a predicted model, not a curated record. Gene Ontology annotation, cellular component: dendritic spine; cytoplasm; plasma membrane.
AUGAGAACCAUGGCUGGGUUUAACAUCAUCUUUGGAAAUCCUAAAAGGCAAUGAAGCGAUUUUUCUCUUUUCUUUUUUUUUUUUUUUUGAUACAGCUGUGUCAGUUUGAAAUUUUAUUUUCGUAUCAGUUCUAAUAGUGUGCCUGCUUGACAUAGUUUCUAUUAAAUGGGCUUGAUAUGAAGUUACUUAAAAAUUCAAGUAUUUAGAGUUUCAGGGCCCAUCAUCUUGAUUUUUGGGCAGUACCUCAAUUUCAUACGGUGUUAUUCUUUUCCAGAGAGAUGGGUCACUGAAUAAUUUACAUUUUAUGGUUGUUUUAUGAGAAAUUAUUUCUGGUUAUAAAUGGUAAACAUCUUCUAGGUUUUGCAGUAAGAAGUAAUUGAUUAUGUUAGAAAAAAAGAACCAUAAGAAGAUGUGUUUUUAAUUUUGACUUCCUGUAAGUACCUUCUAGAGCAGAAGGUUUUCUCUUUGUGGAUUCUGCAUCUUGGAUUUGGGGACUCUGUUGCACUGAGCUGUGCUCUGUGGGGAGGAGCCCGUGGCAGAACAGUUUGGGUUCUGCUGGCCGCCUUUCACUCUAUUCAGAGAGUCUGGGUCCCAGAGAAAGAUGACAGCAGUUAGGUCUUAUUGGGAAGAAAACACGGCUACCAUCCCUGGACCAUUUUGCUUCCCCUGAACAAAUAAGAUAGUCAUUUGCCUACUUUUGGGGAUGGUGCCUGUCCUUUGCACAGGACGAGGUGGCAGCUGGCUUGCCUGCUGGCCUGCUUCAUGGAGAUAGCAUGCUCAGACCCACCGCUGCUCUUCAGGGGUCGUGGAAGGAAUUAAUGCACUUCCUUCUGUCCCCCAGUCUCUGUCCCUUUACGUGUCCCUGGAGCUGAGCAUGUAUUCUUUUUCUUUCUUCAUCUCAGUAGAGCUUUUAAAUUAAAUAGAUGUUGCUUAAGCCAUUCAGAAAUGUUUCACAUUUUAAAAAACAAAAGGUAGCUGCUGCCAUGAUUCCUUUGCCCACUCCUACACCGUGUCGUUGUAGGACAGUCCCCACUUGGCUGUGCUGAGCCCGUCUGGAAGUGUUUCUGAUUCUAAUCAGAAGUGGAACAGUUUCAGUGCAGAUUAUAGGUUCAUGUUAGUGAUGAACUUGGGUGGAGAUGGGGACACAGCUUGUUCUUUCCUCCUGGACUCUCAUCUAGGGUCCUGAGCUGCCGGGGGCCUGGCCACUCCCGCCCUGAGCCCUGCCUUGGCUGAGCUGAUCACCGCUGCAUGUCCCAGGCUGCCGAUCUGCCUGUCACCUGCAGUGCACGUGUGCAUGUGUGUGCAUACGUACGUGCACCACACACAUACUAUGCCCACCUCAUACACACCACACACAUACCCCAUACACACCACACACCAACCACACACAUUACACACACUGCAUACAUACCACACACCACAAACACUACACCAUGCACACAAAACACACGUAUACACUCAACCCUUCCACACUACAUUACACUCCACACACACCACACAUCACACUCCACACCCGCCACAUGCACGUAUCACAUUCACGUCACACCACACCACAUACCACACACCAUACACAGUACACUCCACACACCACACCCUCCAGGACGCCCUGCCACCAUACACACACAAACACCACACACCCACACCAUACUACACAUUUACCACAUACACACCACACACCCCCGCCGCACACAUUUGCAUGCAAACUACUCAUUGAAUGAAACUGAAUGAUUUAGUUUUCCCCAAAUUGAUACUGCCCGCCUGUGCACCCCUGGCUGUCCUGGCCGGCACAUCUCCUGGUCCUGCCCUCCCUUGGGUCAGCACUGCCUCCUGUGUUUCAGGUGUCUCUGGCUGUGCCCUGGGGCGUGUUCAUGUCCUGAUCUUGUGGGAGGCUAGCUCCUCUGCUCCAGUGGCUGCCUUCCUGGAGGAGACCAGCUUGUUUGCCACCUCUCCUGAUGCCCAGAGCAGCAGCCCACGCGGAAAGUCCUGCUUCCUCCCCUCGCUGUCUGCCUUUCCCCACAGGUGGUUUUGUCUCAGUGCUGACAUCUCCCCAGCUAGAAGAGGAGACCCUCAAAGGUGCACAGUGGCUGCCUCUGGGGAAUGAUGGCUGCGUGAGCGCCCGCCAUGCCCCACCAGAAGAGUCUACCAUGGCCCACCGGAAGCGUCUACCAUGGCCCACCAGAAGCGUGAGAGCGCGGGGAGCAGCAUGUUGGAACACAGGGCAAGGCCGGGUCCUGUCCCUCACCAUCAGGAGCCUGAGAGCGAGGACGUGGAGCUGCCCUUGGAGGGCUAUGUGCCCGAGGGCCUGGAGCUGGUCGCCCUGUGGCCAGGGAGCCCCAUGCCCAAGGAGCAGGAGUGCCACAACCACAGCCCCGCUGGGGACUCCAGUUCCGACUACGUGAACAACACCUCUGAGGAGGAGGACUAUGAUGAGGGCCUCCCUGAGGAGGAGGAGGGCAUCCCCUACUACAUCCGCUACUGCCCUGAGGACGACAGCUACCUGGAGGGCAUGGACUGCAACAGGGAGGUGUACCUGGCUCACGGCGCACACCCAGUGGACACUGACGGGUGCCGGGAUGCAGUGGAGUGGACGGCCUGGGCGGGCCUGCACCCCCAUGGUCAUGGGGCUAAAGGCAGCCAGGACUACCCUGAUGGCCAACUGCCCAUCACAGAGGAUGAGCCCUCUGUCCUGGAGGCCCACGACCAGGAAGAAGACGGUCACUGCUGUCCCAGCAAAGAGGGCUACCAGGACUACUACCCUGCGGAGGCUAACGGGAACACCAGCGCUUCUGCCUACCCCCUGAGGUGCGGGGACGGGGACCUGGAGGACCAGGAGGAGGACAUCGACCAGAUCGUGGCAGAGAUCAAGAUAAGCCUGAGUAUGACCAGCAUCACCAGCACCAGUGAGGCCAGCCCCGAGCAUGGGCCUGAGCCAGGGCCUGCAGGCUCUGCAGAGGCCUGCCCACCCGUCAAGGCCAGCUGCAGGCAUGAGGCGAGGCCCAAGUCGCUGAACCUCCUUCCCGAGGCCAAGCACCCCGGAGACCCCCAGAGAGGCUUCAAGCCCAAGACCAGGACCCCAGAAGAGAGGCUGAAGUGGCCCCACGAGCAGGAUAUAGAAGACUUAGAUCACUACGAGAUGAAAGCGGAGCCCAUUAGUGGGAAAAAGUUGGAGGAUGAAGGAAUUGAAAAAGAAAAUUUGGCAAUAUUAGAGAAAUUAGGAAGACUGAAAGGCAAGACCAUUUAAAUGUAGUUGACCCUGAUAGUCCUUUGCACAGUGAUCUUCAGAU